ACAAAUAAUUUGAGUUCAACAUGGUUAGUGCUACUGGUGCCCCCUCUAUGGUUGAGGUUGUUUCUCGAUUGGUAGGGGAAUAUACAUCUAAAACGCCUCAGAAACUCAAACUUAUUGAUGCUUACCUGGGGUACAUCUUGUUCACAGGAAUAUUCCAGUUUGCGUAUUGCUGCCUAGUCGGAACUUUCCCAUUCAACUCCUUCCUCUCAGGAUUCAUCAGCGCUGUAGCUAGCUUCAUUUUGGGAGUGUGUCUACGAAUACAGACAAAUCCUCAGAACGUUGCUGUCUUCAAAGACAUCUCUGUGGAGCGCGCCUUUGCAGACUUCAUAUUCGCACACUGUGUCCUCCAUUUAGUUGUACUCAACUUCAUUGGUUAAUAAACUGUACCAAUUGGCUGGUUAAGUACAAUGAAUAUUAGAUAUGUGAUAUGUUUAGUGUCUGGAAUUCCAUAAACCUUUAAAAUACUUGAGAAAUUACGUACCAAUUGAAUGCUAUUGAAAUAUUUUUUGACUGUAUAACUUAUAUUUUCAUGAAUGAUCUCUAAACUAUAUUAA
This is a messenger RNA of Bolinopsis microptera, 554 nucleotides long. Its product is annotated as dolichyl-diphosphooligosaccharide--protein glycosyltransferase subunit DAD1-like. The record is from RefSeq and is a predicted model, not a curated record. Gene Ontology annotation, cellular component: membrane; oligosaccharyltransferase complex. The coding region runs from base 21 to 377 and encodes 118 amino acids. Gene Ontology annotation, biological process: protein N-linked glycosylation. The transcript has 4 exons. Lineage: Eukaryota; Metazoa; Ctenophora; Tentaculata; Lobata; Bolinopsidae.